AAUAUAAGAAAGUGUGAUUUUUUCGCAUAAAUCUAUAAAUAAUCCAAGCUGUACGCGCUGUGGUCCAUUGGAUGUUUUUUAAAGCAUCUGUAGCGAUAUGACCGAAAAGGUAACGAAAUUGGCUUUAGCUAGCCGCGUAAUGGUUCUACUGCUUCAAUGGCUGGCCAAUGUAAUGAUAACGGAUCAUAGAACUCAAGUCUUUCGUACGCCUUACGAUAAAACUCAUAAAAACACUUGGCUAGAUAAAACGGUAAAUGUUUUGUUCGACGGUCUACGGCAUUGGGAUGGUGAAUAUUUUCUGCAUAUAGCUGAAUAUGGCUACAGUUAUGAGAACACUUUGGCGUUUUAUCCUUUAUAUCCUCUCACGGUCGGUUAUUCAGGCCGUGUUUUGCAUUACUUAGCUAAAGAUUGUUUGACUUUACGCAGUUGUUGUCUCUUAAUGGCUGUUAUUUUAAACGUAAUUAUAUUCUGUAAAGCGGCGAGCUUGAUGUAUCAAGUGACACAACUUAUUUUUAACGAUGCUACGAAAAGUUGGAAUGCCACUCUAUUAUUCUGCUUUAAUCCAGCCUCCAUAUUUUUUACGGCAGCCUAUUCCGAAACUUUGUUUGCGCUAAUGACUUUAUAUGUGAUGUUGGAAAGUAUCACAGAAUUACGUUUUAUACCCUGUUCAGUGCCGUUAGGUUUAAAUAUUAUAACUCGUUCGAAUGGUUUGGUUAAUGUGGGAUUCCCUUUAUAUUUUUUGAUACGAAGAAGUGUGUUACGUGCCAACCAGAGUUUUUUCUCCAUCAUUAAAUUAAUAUGUAUCUUGUUGCUAUCUUUAAUACCUGCGACAAUCUUCAAUUUUUAUCAAUUUCAUCAGUUUUGCAAUUCUCACAAGUCGAUAAAGCAUAGUGUGCAAGUUGUAGAUUAUGCCAGGGAGAAAAAUUAUAUAUUGGCGGGUCAACGUCUUUUUAAUCAAUCGGCAUGGUGUGAAGCUACUCUUCCGUUCCCUUACCCUUACGUACAAUCGCAUUAUUGGAACGUGGGUUUCCUUAAAUACUAUCAACUCAAACAAUUGCCUAAUUUCGUGAUAGCUUUACCCGUGCUUGGAUUUCUACUAUGGCACCUUUUCUUGUAUUUAAAACAUUUCGUUUGUAAUCUUUUGCCACGUUAUCCCCUACAGCAAUUACUUAAAGAAUAUAAAACUCUACCUUUUAUCUUACACGCGUUAAUACUUUGUCUGAUAUGCGUUGUCUUUGUCCACAUACAAAUUGCGACACGUUUACUCUGUUCUGCAUCACCAUGUCUGUAUUGGUUUGCAGCUGACUAUUUACCAAAAAGUUUCGAUAAAUUGCGCUUACAUUCUAGAGGGGGUUUGGUUGUUAUAUGGUUUGCUACUUAUUCCAUAGUUGGUUGUUUGCUUUUUAGUAAUAACUUUCCCUGGACUUGAAUACAUUGUUAUGCUAAGUUAUUUAAAUCUUUAAUUAAACGCAUUAAGGCAACUUAUGCUUUCCUUUUUUUUUUUUAACUUGUUAAAAGCCGACCUAUUGAGGUCGCACAAGACUGUUUUAAUGAACUUUUUUCAAUGAAUCCUCGUACAUCCUCAAACAUAAUAUUUUUUUACUAGAUAUAUUUAGUUAAUUUAAAUAUAUGUUUUUUUUUUUUUUUUGUAAGAAAAAGAAGAAGAAAAUGUUUCUUUUUAUUGCACACAUAUGUAGAAUAGUCGAUAUUUAAUAAAUGACUA
This is a messenger RNA of Glossina fuscipes, 1723 nucleotides long. RefSeq names its product GPI mannosyltransferase 2 (gene PIG-V). Gene Ontology annotation, biological process: GPI anchor biosynthetic process. The transcript is spliced from 2 exons. Bases 98 to 1429 code for a protein of 443 amino acids. Gene Ontology annotation, cellular component: endoplasmic reticulum membrane; mannosyltransferase complex. Lineage: Eukaryota; Metazoa; Arthropoda; Insecta; Diptera; Glossinidae. Gene Ontology annotation, molecular function: GPI mannosyltransferase activity; alpha-1,6-mannosyltransferase activity. The record is from RefSeq and is a predicted model, not a curated record.